Molecule: messenger RNA, 812 nt
Organism: Laetiporus sulphureus 93-53
Lineage: Eukaryota; Fungi; Basidiomycota; Agaricomycetes; Polyporales; Laetiporaceae
Product: P-loop containing nucleoside triphosphate hydrolase protein
Exons: 5
Coding region: 53-778 (241 amino acids)
Molecular function (GO): ATP binding; ATP hydrolysis activity
Source: RefSeq, a predicted model, not a curated record
GUCGAAAUUACCUCCGCACGGACGUCGCUUCCUUCUUGCCACGUCCCACAGGAUGGGGGAGACACUGCUUGUCAUCAAGAAUCUCGAAUGCCCAAGGACGAAGGGCGACCCGGUCUUCUCUCAUGUCAACUUCGAGGUGAAGGCCGGUGAUAUCGUCGUUAUUCAAGGGAAGAGCGGUGUGGGCAAGUCAACCCUGCUCAAAUGCUUGUCGCACCUCAAUAUCUACAAGGGCGAAAUACUCUAUCGCGGCAAGACACCAAAAUCCUACGGUAUACCUGUGUACCGCACCCGCGUGCUCUAUGUGCCUCAGCGCGCGUCCCUCCUCCCAGGGACUCCUCGCGACUUCAUGGCAGCUAUCUCGAAGUUCGGUUCACACAGCAAGGCGUCCAGAAUGGACAAGGCGGACAACAACACAGCCAAUGGGCUCUCGCACGAAACAAUCGAACUUGCCCAAUCGUGGGGCAUCGACGAAGAACUCUGGGACCGCAACUGGAGCAACCUAAGUGGUGGAGAGAUGCAGCGGAUCGCUCUCGCCAUAGCUAUGGGUAUGAGUACCGCAGAAGUGCUCCUACUCGAUGAACCAACCUCCGCGCUCGACCCUGACACAUCGGCAACUGUCGAAAAUUUCCUGAAGUCUCAAAUUCAGGCAGCAGAUUCGAAACUUAAGGCGCUGGUAUGGGUGACACAUUCUGAGGAACAAGGCAGGAGAGUCGGCAAUAGGUUUAUACGGCUCUCAGCAGGAGGUAUACAGGAAGAAGACGCAGGCGCGGCAGUCUGAUGUCGUUGGUGACCUAUCUACAUUGUAAUUAGCU